UCCGCUUUCCUUUUUUCCAGAUACGGCAUCGACCUAAACGGCGCGCGUCGGAAAAACGCGACGCGGGAAACAACGUCAACCCUUAAGGCGUGGCUGAACGAGCACAAGAAGAACCCCUACCCGACCAAGGGCGAGAAGAUCAUGUUGGCCAUCAUCACCAAGAUGACCCUCACCCAGGUCUCCACCUGGUUCGCCAACGCCCGCAGGAGGCUCAAGAAGGAGAACAAGAUGACCUGGGAGCCAAGGAAUAGAGUGGAAGACGAGGAUAACAACAACGAUGAUAAUAGCGGGAGGAAGAGCGCGGAUCCUAAGGAUAAUUUAGACUCGAAAGACAGCGGCACGGGCAGCAGUGAAGACGGCGACCGCCCCUCGUCACGGCGCGGCCUCGACCUCGGGGGCGGCGGAGGUGGCCCAGGGGGCGGAGGCAGCGAAUGGAGCAGUGGAUCCCGACCCGAGUCACCCGAAUGCCUCCAGCACUUCCUGCACCACCACCCCGCCUACCCGGUCCCCACCGCCCCCGGGGGCAGCAGUGGCAUCGUCAAGCCCCGCAUCUGGUCGCUGGCCGAUAUGGCAGCCAGUAAAGACACCGACAGGAGUCAAGUAGUGGCCGCCAAUAGACUGGUGUCACCUCUCCUACAUCCCGGAUACUACAGAGGGUUCUACCAUCCGUUGCCGCCUGGCCAGGAGCAGAUAUUGUUUCCAGGCGCACCAACCUCAGUAGCCGCAGUGGUAGCAGCCGCAGCUGCAGCCGGCGUCCAAUCACAACACAGCGUCGCGACGCCACUCGGUCUCAACGUAGCAACGGGAGCGUCGUCAUCUUCAUCAUCCUCGUCAACGGAACGCGAAACAGCAAAGACCGCUUCAACCGCCGCGUCGGAGCAUCGCGCCUGACAGCUGGUCACUGUGCCGCGAUAAACGUUAGUCGAUAAUCGAAGUCGAUAGUUCGAUGGUCGAUGGACAAUACACGGGCAAUCGAUAUUCGGAAGUUGAUAGUUCGAUAGUCGAAGGACAAUUAACGGGCAAUCGAUAGUCAGGAGUCGACAAUUGAUAGUUAAGGGACAAUUAACGGUCCAUAAAUAGUGGGAAGUUGAAAGUUCGAUAGCCGAUGGACAAUUAACGGGCAAUCGAUAGUCAAAAUUCGAUAAUCGAUAGUCGAUAGACAGUUAACGGACAAUCGAUAAGUUGUGUGAUUGAUACUAGGUGCAAAGUUAUGAGUGUUUGUGUGAACAUCAUUGAACGAAGAUGAUUCAAGAACUAGUCGCUGUGUCGUGGUGAACUGUGAUCGAUAGUCAGACGAUCGAUAGUCGGACAUUUUAGAGAGUCGAUAUGAUCGAUACACAAUCAACGUGCAAUCAUUGUUAGGAAGUCGAUUGACAAUGAUCGAGUGACUGGUGUGAAAACUUUCAUUGACAUGAAACUAGUGAGAAAAUUUUCAUUGACUAGUGAAGAUUAUUCAAGAAUAAUAGACCCUGUGUCGCGGAGAACUAUUCAGAACUCGAUAGUUGAAAGUUGAUAGUCGACGGAGAAUGAAUCGAUAGUUGGUGUGAUCGGUACAUUGUGGACUGUUUUUGAGUGUUUGCAAAUCCAGUGUGGGAUCUCCUUUUAACGCGAAGUGAAAUAGAAACUGAUUUGGACCAGUAUUUUCUAAAGUAGUAAUCGGUUUAUCUUUUAUCUACAGUCAAAGUCGAUAAAUUGUUACUCAAUGCAGGAUAAAUUGAUGGUAAAAAUCGGUUGAACUAUUCUUGAUGGACAGUCUAUGAUGGAUUGAGUCUAGUAUGAAAUUGGUUUCCGACGAUUGGAGGAUGAUCAAAAACUGUUAGUUGAUGAAUUAUGAAUGCUGUACAUUCAUCAAUUUAUUAGUCAGAUAUUGAUAUUCGAUUAAGGCUUACAGCCUUCAAGUGUUAGUGAAUCUGGUAUGAUACUGCAUUGACAUUGAGAUAUCAAAAAACAAUGAGGGUAUUGUUGGGUCUAUCGUAUCAUGUUGAGGAUUUCUUGUGAACUUCAUCGAUAUUUGAUUGGUGCGGUCUAUUAAUUGGUAGGCUCACUUGAAAAUCUGUUCUCAAAUCUCGACAAUAUGAACUAACUGUAGUACUCAAUCUCUUGAAAUUCCAAAUCAGAAAAAGUAAAAUUGUGCUUGGAAAACGACGAGUAUCGGGUAUCUUCAGGAGUCGACAGUUGAGUGAUCGAUACUUGUGAGUCGAUAAGUAGGCCUAUAGAGACCUAAUGUGGAAAAUAGAGAAUUAUCAGUUCUCACCUUAUCUACAGAUAAUCCACUCACAAUAGGCCCUAUCAAUAUUUGUGGACUCGGGAACUGACAUUACAUUAAGUGAUAUUUGAAAGCGAUUUUGAACUGUUAUUCAUGUGUAACUUGAAUUAAAUUAUAGACACUUGUAAUUAUUUGAGAACAGAAAUGUUCUGCAAUUUAUUGCGAACAAUCAAAAACAAACAAGUAAAAUCACCGAUAGGCUAUAGAUACGGUAAAUGGUGCAAUACGGGUUCUUAAAAUCAGAAUUUGACGAGAAUAUGUAAAUUCAAUGAUUAGUGAAACCACAAAAACAUAAAAAACUUCUAGCAGGGGAUUUUAAUAACAGAAAUUUCUGAGAAUAUUCAACAAAAUUGGUGUAAAUGAUGUUGAGAAUAUGACCAAUUUUAUGAGAUCGUAAAAUUGAUGAUUCAGGUGGAAAAAUAUUACAGAUUUAUCAGGAAAUGAAUUCUUCUUGUAUUUUACUCAUAGUACAGACUCCUCAGGUUUUGAUAAAUCCAAGUAUUAUCUUUGUAAUAAAUCUUUCAAAUCAUGAAACAUAAGAUGUCAUAGAGAACAUUGUUCGAAAAAAAAAUUCACUCUCAAUAUUACAGUUUUUAACAUUCAGGCUAUGAAUCAUUUUUAUAAUGAAGGAUACAAAGACAAACUCUUUGAGAUAUAUAGGCUACCAUUCUACGCAAACGUGACGUCGUAAAUCGAAAAAUAUAGGACAUAAACUUGUACCAAAUUUUUAGAGAAUAAGAAAAUUAACACUUUUUUGAAUGUUAUAUCUGUCUGUAUAUUGCACAAAUUUGGAAAUAUUUGAGAUCUUGAAAGUUUCUAGAUAUGUGCUUUUUUGUUCAUUUGAAAUUGAAAACUAUGAACUCAUGAGUCCCGUAUCAAUUCAAUUUAAAUAGAAUAUGAUUGUUUUUUGAAGAAUUACCGGUAUAUUAGGAGUAGCACAGAAGUAAUUGCAUUAAUCAAAAUGUGGGAAUGGAGAGAAUAUUGAGAAUUCUCUAUCAUUUUUAAAAGAAAAACAUUGAUGAAUAACUUCAAGCUUCACUGAUUUUCAAACUUUACUGGUUCAAGCUUUAAUUUGAUUCAGGCUUCACUUCCAAUCAAGCUUCAAUUUGAUUCAUGGUUUACAUAAAACUAUGACUAACUUCAAGCGCAUAGUUUUAAUUCAAGCUUGAAUUUGAUUCAUGCUUCACAUAAAACUAUGACAAACUUCAAGCGCAUAGUAUUGAUUAAGCUUUACUUUGAUUCAAACUUUACUUUUAUUCAAGAUUUAAUUCUUGAUUCAUGCUUUACCUAAAACUAUGACUAGCUUCAAGCUCAUAGUUUCAAUUUAGGCUUACUUUGAUUCAAGCUUUACUUUUAUCCAAGCUACAAUUUUGAUUCAUGCUUUACUUAAAACUAUGACUAAAUUCAAGCUCAUAGUUUAAAUUCAAGCUUUACUUUGAUUCAAGCUUUACUUUCAUUCAAGCUUUAAUUUGAUUCAUGCCUUACAUAAAACUAAUUCAAGCUUUACAACGAUAAAUCUGGAAUCAACCAUUCUCUAUCGACAAUUAAGUUCACACUAAACUUCACCCAAAUAACCUCAUUAACACUCUCUCAUAUCAAUAACUCCGAUCAAUACAGACAGGUCUCUAUUCCGAAAGUGGGAGGACAAUAAUAUUUGAUAAAUAAAAGUUAACUGUAUUUAUAAUGAAUGUGAUGAUUUAUUUGUUGAUUCUAAUUCAUUUCUUUGUGAUAAAAGAGUUUUAAAAACUUCACUAGUUUCCUAGACUAAGUAAAUUGUAUAUUCAUAUUGUCAGCAAGAUAUAGAACCACAAGAUGUAUAGAAUGUAUGUAUGUAAAACUGGAUUAAUGGUUAAAACGUUGUUUCCUUCAUGUAUAGUAGACCAAUGAACUUAUAUUUUAUUUCUAUGUGAUAUAAAAGAACUUUACUUCGAAUUUGGACUGUGUUAUAAUCACCUCAUGUAGUAUUCUCAAUUUUGUAAAACACUUUUCAAUAAUAAGACUUGUUGUAAAUUAUUAUUCCAAAUUUCAAGUAUGCACGUUGAUAUAAAUUGUAUUUGUAUUCCCAUUAAAUAAAUUGUUUAAUAUUCUAUGUAUUAUUAUAUUUGUCAUGUAAUUAGAGUAUUGUUAAUUACGCACCCUCACCAUGAAUUUCUGUGAUCUCACAUGAUUGGCUUUCUUGGAUAAAUUUCUAAAAAUAUUCUGGUUUUUUCAUAAAUUGCAUAUUAUCUUUUGAUACAAAAUUAUAUUACAAUAACAGGCACGUAAACCACUGUUUUAUCCAAUUUUCAAACUACAGUUCAAAUAUUUGUCUCUGUAUUCCAAAGAAAAUCUUCAUUACAAUUAAAAAUAUUGUAUUAAUCCUUAAAAAUCACAGGGAGAUAGUAAAGUUUUGUUUUUGAAAACAGACGAGUUAUGUACAAACACUUGUUAUUCAUGUUAUUUACAAGAGAAGUCUUCAUGUUUUGGAAACGUGUGUAUUCAAUAAUGUAUUUGUAAAAUGUUGAAUAGUAUUCGAGUAAUAAAUCAGUAUGAAUUAAAUUAUUAUGAACGCAGUCCUUGUGUAUUAUAGUUAGAUUGUACUUGGCUUGUAAAAUUGAUGAACCUUUAAAGAGACUCCAUGUAUGACUAUCCUGUAGAAUAAAUAGGAUUUAUGAAAACAAAAUAAAUAAAUUUUGUUACAAAA
Messenger RNA from Nilaparvata lugens (brown planthopper), 4949 nucleotides. Its product is annotated as homeobox protein araucan. Gene Ontology annotation, biological process: cell development; neuron differentiation; regulation of transcription by RNA polymerase II. Gene Ontology annotation, molecular function: DNA-binding transcription factor activity, RNA polymerase II-specific; RNA polymerase II cis-regulatory region sequence-specific DNA binding. The transcript has 3 exons. Lineage: Eukaryota; Metazoa; Arthropoda; Insecta; Hemiptera; Delphacidae. The record is from RefSeq and is a predicted model, not a curated record. The annotation marks the transcript as partial. Gene Ontology annotation, cellular component: nucleus.